AACCCACCCACCCCCACACCUCUUAACGGCUUUAAUAUCUACGACUGCUUUUAGCGGGAGUUCUCUCUGUCUUACGCUCCCUUUCUUUCUCUAAAAUUCUCAUGAAAAGCCCUAAUUUUACGCCCUAUUUCGCCGCUUCCGGAUUCUCCAUCUUACUUUCUCUCGCUAAUUGUAUGCAUUUCUCUAUGUCUUAUCUUCUCUGUGUUUCUUUCUCUAGUUUUCCUGCCAUUUUUGCUCUCUCUCUACUAAUUUGACAGUUCUCUGGCUGAACUGUUAGCUGCAGUCCUUUUGAUGAAUUUGCUUCUUUUGUUCUACGGUGGUUUUUUACAUGUAUGCUCUAAUGGAAGUUGAUGUUCUUUUUACGGCACAGUCUUUGAGGGUUGGUCCAUUUGCAGGCUUUUGAUCUCCAUUACUUCAUCAGAAUGAAGCGUGUUUUUGAUGAACUAUCAGAUGAAGAAUGGGAGGGCCGGUCGUUUAAGCUUUCAAAGAUUCUGAAGCGCCCUGAAAAGGAUCAUUACAAGAAUGGAAAAGCUUUUCCCGCUAUUGAAUCCUUCGCAUUUAGGUCAAAAAGAAACGACCCUGAACCAGUCCAUGUACUUGAUUCAGAGGAUGAUGAUGAUGAUUUCGAGUCAGUCGUGGGAAAAACCACAGGAAUUAAGUCUAGAGCAAAGAACAUGGACUCUGAAUCUUCUUCACCUACAAGUGAUUCAGACGACGAUGAUUAUGAACCAAAAAAUGUCCUCGGAAGGGCUAGGACAAAAAAAUUGAACCUAGAACCUUCUUCACCUGCAAUUGAGUUAGAAGACGACGAUUAUGAACCAACAAAACCAAAAAAAGCCCCAGGUAUAAGGGCUAGGGCAAAAGGUAGUGAUCGUGAACCUUCUUCACCUGCAAAUGAUUUAGAGGAUGAAGAUUGUCAACCAACAAAGGGAAGGCCACAUGUAACUAGGACUCGACGUUUUGUCAUCGAAGAUGAGAGUGAUGAGGAAGUUGUUCCAGAGAAGAAGAAUCAGAAGGCCUUAGAAGAAGAGGAUGAAAUUUGGGAAAUUCAGAGUGAUACUGAGUACGCAGAGCCAGUUGAUGAAGAUGAUGUGGUGGGAAAUGCUUUGCAAAAAUGUGAUAGGAUUUCGGCUUCUUUGAGAAAGGAGCUCUAUGGGAGCAGUUCAGGUUCUCCUGUAUCAUGUGAGGCUUAUUCAGAAGUUGAUGCUGCUUCUGCUAAAAUCGUCAAACAAGAAGAUAUUGAUGCCGCUUGUGCGAGUGAGGAGUCUGAUGUUCAGCCAAUUUUGAAGCCAUACCAGAUUGUUGGUGUGAACUUUCUUCUUCUAUUGUAUAGAAAGAAAAUUGGUGGAGCCAUUCUGGCUGAUGAGAUGGGACUUGGUAAAACUAUUCAGGCAAUCACCUAUUUAACUCUCUUGAAGCACUUGGAAGAUGAUCCUGGUCCUCACUUGAUUGUUUGCCCGGCGUCUGUUUUGGAGAACUGGGAGAGAGAACUUAAAAAGUGGUGCCCAUCUUUUACUGUCAUUCAAUUCCAUGGGGCUGGACGUGCAGCCUAUUCUAAAGAGUUGAGUUCCCUUGCCAAGGCUCAUCGGCGGCCACCAUUUGAUGUGCUCUUAGUGUGUUAUUCACUUUUUGAAAGGCAUAGUGUGCAGCAAAAGGAUGACCGCAAAGUGCUAAAGCGUUGGCGGUGGAGCUGUGUGGUCAUGGACGAAGCCCAUGUUUUAAAGGACAGAAAUAGCUAUAGGAGAAAAAACUUAAUGUCUGUUGCACAAAAGGCAAACCAACGUCUGAUGCUGACAGGGACACCCCUUCAAAAUGAUUUGCAUGAGUUAUGGUCAUUAUUGGAGUUCAUGAUGCCUGAUAUUUUUGAAACUGGAGAUGUAGAUCUGAAGAAGUUGUUGAAUCCUGAAGAUAAAGACCUGAUUGCCCGCAUAAAGUCCAUUUUGGCGCCUUUGGUUUUAAGGCGUCUAAAGUCAGAUGUAAUGCAGCAGUUGGUUCCUAAGAUCCAACGGGUAGAGUACUUAUCCAUGGAGACGCAACAUGCUGUAGCAUAUAAAGAAGCAAUUGAUGAAUACCGUGCGGCCUCUCAAGCUCGGAUGAUGAAGAAUUCAGAGCUUUUUGUUGAUAGUGUUUUUGGUUUUCUUCCAAGGCGUCAAAUUUCAAAUUAUUUUAUGCAGUUUCGUAAGAUUGCCAAUCAUCCAUUAUUGGUCAGGCGCAUCUACAAUGAUGGUGAUGUUGUUCGCCUGGCCAAAAUGUUGCAUCCAAGGGGUACUUUUGGCUUUGAUUGCACCCUGGAGAGGGUAAUCGAUGAGCUCAAGAGUUACAAUGAUUUUGCCCUUCAUAGGCUUUUAGUUUUAUAUGGGGGCAUGGGGACACUGGGAGCACUUGAAAACCGACAUGUUUUGUCCUCUGCAAAAUGCCAGGCCUUGGCAGAUAUGGUCCCUUCUCUAAAAAAACAAGGGCAUCGAGUCCUGAUUUUUAGCCAAUGGACUUCUAUGCUUGAUAUUCUGGAGUGGGCAUUGGACGUCAUAGGUGUAACUUACAGCCGUCUUGAUGGCAGCACACAGGUGACAGAAAGGCAGACCAUCGUGGACACAUUCAACAACGACCCAUCCAUCUUUGCAUGUCUUCUUUCAACUCGAGCUGGAGGGCAGGGCCUCAACUUGACAGGGGCAGACACAGUGAUCAUACAUGACAUGGAUUUUAACCCUCAAGUGGACCGUCAAGCUGAGGACCGAUGCCACCGCAUAGGCCAAACAAAACCCGUCACCAUAUACAGGCUGGUAACUAAAGGCACCGUGGAUGAGAAUGUGUAUGAGAUUGCCAAACGCAAGCUGGUCUUGGAUAGGGCAGUUCUUGAAUCUGGUAUGGAGAUUGAUAAUGAAAACGACAUGCCUCAGAAAACGAUGGGAGAAAUUUUAUCUGCGAUUCUAUUGGGGUAGAAGGUAAUGUGAUUAUAUAUAGAAGGCCAUGUAAUUAUAUAUGAAAUUAUUUAGCUCGAGAUAACAUGAGCAGGUACAAUUUACACAGCUCAUUCUGUGUAAUUUUCACUGCCUCAAUCUGGAGCUGUAAUCUGAUGUGAGAGAAAGGGGGCUCCCUCUGAGGAAGCAAAGAAAUAUGUGCAUUAGAGUGGGCGUUUCUUGCCCACAAUCAGUUGAAGAAUGCAAGACUUCGCUUCGAAUUGAAGUGAAGAUUUUGAGGAGAAAUGAAUCAUUGUUUGCAUUUCAUGAAAUGGAGGCUGCACCUCAAGAAUGGAACUGAUUCCUUGUUUUGUACCAAUGUAUUGGUAUCCCAUGGUCUUCUGGUGGCAUUGGCGGUCUGCCCUGUUUUGAAUUCGGUUGAUAAUCUUGAUAUCGAUUCAUUUUAAAUGAGCGGUGCAGAAUUAGAUAUUUAUUAUUUGCUUAUAAAAGCUAUAAAAAAAAAUAGAUUUUCAAGGUUC
Amborella trichopoda is the source of this 3436-nucleotide messenger RNA. It is a transcript of the gene ETL1, whose product is annotated as SNF2 domain-containing protein / helicase domain-containing protein. Gene Ontology annotation, molecular function: ATP binding. Lineage: Eukaryota; Viridiplantae; Streptophyta; Magnoliopsida; Amborellales; Amborellaceae. The record is from RefSeq and is a predicted model, not a curated record.